Darwinula stevensoni is the source of this 793-nucleotide messenger RNA. Lineage: Eukaryota; Metazoa; Arthropoda; Ostracoda; Podocopida; Darwinulidae. The record is from the annotation of a GenBank genome assembly.
GACAACACCUUUUGGAUCCUUUUUGUGGUACAGGCUGGACUCAGAUCCGUUGAAGCUCUGGAGAUAUGGCAGAACAACCAGAAGAUCUGAAUUUGCCUGCAUCUGUAGUCAACAAGAUAAUUAAAGAAUCUCUCCCUGAUGGUGUAAUAGUGAGCAAGGAUGCUAAGAUUGCUGUGGGUCGGGCUGCUUCUGUUUUUGUCCUUUAUGCAGCCACAAGUGCAAACCAAGUUGUCACAUCUCAGAAGAGGAAGACAAUGACAGGUCAGGAUGUCCUGAAAGCUAUGGAUACCAUGGGAUUCCCAGAAUUCAUCAAUCCUCUAAAAGAAUAUUUUGAAGUCUUCAAGAAAGGAAAAGAGAGGAAGAAGGAGGAUGCAGCAAGGAAGAAAAGAGCCAAGGAAUUGGAGAAGGAGAGUCAGGAGACAGAGGAAAGAGCCUUCUCCCCUCCUUUGGAGGCAUCUCCCAAGUCUUCACCAAAGAAGUCCUCUCCCAUAAAGAAAUCACCUAGGAAAUCUGUUCAAAAUUCACCAAAGAAACGGAGUCCCUCAAAGUCUCCUUCCAAGGCAUCUGCAACAGCUUCUGCCAUGGAAACUGACUGAGUUGUUGAGGUGUGAAGUGUUUAACACUCUGUCUAGACUUUUUAUCAUUCCCAGGUGUUUUACAACUCUUUGUGUGAAUGCAUUAGUUUGUAUUCAUUCUCAGGGUGUGAACUUCAGUUUUGAAGCAUUAAAGCAACAUGCGUGAAUUUUUAUGCUCUGAAACUGAGGCUGUCUAUUUGAAUGAAGGAAACUACCAC